Messenger RNA from Saccostrea cuccullata (small rock oyster), 534 nucleotides. RefSeq names its product tripartite motif-containing protein 2-like. The record is from RefSeq and is a predicted model, not a curated record. Gene Ontology annotation, biological process: protein polyubiquitination; proteasome-mediated ubiquitin-dependent protein catabolic process. Gene Ontology annotation, molecular function: ubiquitin protein ligase activity; protein binding. The coding region runs from base 1 to 534 and encodes 177 amino acids. The transcript is spliced from 2 exons. Lineage: Eukaryota; Metazoa; Mollusca; Bivalvia; Ostreida; Ostreidae.
AUGAAGCUCUUUAGCAUUAAACAAGGAUCACUACUCAAAUCAAUCACAACUAAGUCAGGGAACAGACCAUCCGACAUAGCAGUAACAAAUAGUGGAAAUCUAGUUUAUACUGAUUACAGUCUUGGAACUGUGAACAUAGUUAAGGAUAAAAAUAUAGUGGAAAUGAUCAGACUACAAAACUGGAAACCUCAAGGUGUCUGCAUCACAUCCUCUGGUGGAUUCCUUGUUACUAUGGAGAAUGAAUCUAGCAAACAAUCAAGAGUUGUCCGUUACUAUGGUUCCGUACAGAAACAAAUUAUUUAUGGAACUGUGGCAGUAGUUGUGGUCAAUCAGGCGGGAAAAUUUAGAUUUAGGUACACAGGUGUAAAUCAUGCUCUUAAUGCCAUAGCACUUAGUCCACGAGGAAUCACCACAGACAGUCAGAGCAACAUUCUUAUAGCCGAUGUUUACAAUUGUUGCAUCCACAUUAUAGACCAGGAUGGACAGUUCCUCCGCUACAUUUACUGUAAACUGAGUCAACCCUGGGGACAGUAA